AUGUCAAAGACUUGUAUCAUAUGCUAUACAAAUAUUGCUACCAAGCCUAUUUGUUGCAGUAAGCCAUUUUGAAGCCAAUGAUUGACCAACUGGGCCCACACAAGAAUUGUCUAUGAUAGGAUCAAAAGAGAGAUUAACAUUAAGUGCCCAUAUUAUGAUUGAGAUAAAAAUUUAGCACCGAUCGAUCUCAUUCACGCUCUUGGUGUAAAUGAAUUUGAAAAGAUCAAUAAUCUCUACACCGAGCUUUACAUCAGCAGUACUACUGAUGUCAGGAGGUGUCCUAACCAAAACUGAAAAUAUGCUGGGUUCGUAUCUUUUCAACAGUGUGAGGAGCCUUUAGAAUGAGAAAAUUGCUCACUUACGUGGCAUGAAUACGAACACCUGAGCUCUCUCCAAAAAUUAUCAAGGUCUUUAAAGGAUUUUAUCUCCUUAAACUCAGACAGCUUCUCGUAUAUAAAUGAGGUCUUGACAGGCUCGCCCUGCCCCACCUGAGGGAUGGUGAUUUGGAAGGAAGGAGGAUGUAAUCACAUGGCUUGACAAAAAUGCAAUCAUGAGUUUUGAUGGCAAUGACAUGGCGAUUAUUCUGGGUAUAAUCAUACCAGCACAACCUACUGCAGCCUCAGAAAACUGAUCACAUUGACUCUAACUCUCCCAUUUUUGUUGAUUCUGUGAGCCAAUCUGGGUAUGAAAAUUCCAGGGCUUGGGUGGCUCAUACAUUUUAUCCUAGAAAAGAUUUUAAUUUUUUUAAUUCCUCAUCUUCUUUCGACUCUAAACUUGGUAAAGUUUUUCAUGCUAGCAUCGUUGAUUCAUUGCGCAAGCGAGUAUUCAAACUUUUGGAGGAAGAUACUGCAGUUAUUGAAAGUUCCUUUAUUUGUUAUAGUUAUGAUAUCUCCUUUACAGUGCGAAAAUUAUCAAAAUUCCCAAGAGUGAGACGUAGCCAAAACCUUGUGAUGGCAAUUUUGGGUUUGGUUCACAGCCAUUUGGAUUCUUGGAUCAGCUCUAAGUGAAAAUUUGAACCAAAUUUACUCUCUAGAGUCUGAAGAUGAGUUAUUCUUGGCCGACUUAAAUCCUCUCGAUUUCCCAGCAGGACUUGGCGGCAAGUGAGAUUUAAAGUAGGAAAUCUAAAAACCACUCAGUGAAUCUGAGAUC
This is a messenger RNA of Moneuplotes crassus, 1149 nucleotides long. The record is from the annotation of a GenBank genome assembly. NCBI's taxonomy places the organism in Eukaryota, Ciliophora, Spirotrichea, Euplotida, Euplotidae.